Centropristis striata (black sea bass) is the source of this 4576-nucleotide messenger RNA. It is a transcript of the gene sgsm3, whose product is annotated as small G protein signaling modulator 3. Lineage: Eukaryota; Metazoa; Chordata; Actinopteri; Perciformes; Serranidae. The coding region runs from base 252 to 2519 and encodes 755 amino acids. The transcript has 21 exons. The record is from RefSeq and is a predicted model, not a curated record. Gene Ontology annotation, molecular function: protein binding.
AUCCUUAAAAAGGUGUAAGGAUACGGCGGAGCUACACGUCGCUAGCAGGUGCACAACGCAGGGAAAACACUAAUAGGAGACGAAUGAUGGCAUAGCAUAUGGCGGUUCCCCUUCUCCAACUCCAGAAGAAACCACAAACCACAACCUUGUGCUUUCACUAGAAUAAUGUUACGUUUGGAUAUUAUCUUCUGACCUCAAUUCUCCAGAGAUACGGUGGUAUUUGAAUAUAGAAGCCUUUCACCAUCAGCAAAAUGUCAGGUACCUACACACCAGCCCCUGGUGGGCCCUUCUCUGCUCUCACCCCAAGCAUGUGGCCCCAGGACAUUUUGGCCAAAUACCAUCAAAAAGAGCCUUCAGAACAGACUGAACUCCAAUAUGAUGAGUUUGGCUUCAGAGUGGACACUGAAGAUGAUGGAAAGCCAAGGUCCUGGCUAGGCACUGAAGGCUCUCCCCAGCGUGAAGACCCCCAACAGCGAUUGCGCUGGCAAGCCCACCUGGAGUUCACCCACAACCACACAGUCGGGGACCUGACCUGGGACCUCAUCGAUUCUGUCCUCCCAUGCUCUGACCGUUUGCGCUCCCUGGUGCUAGGUGGCAUACCCCACAGCAUGAGGCCACAGCUAUGGAUGCGUCUGGCUGGAGCACUACAAAAGAAGAGGACCUCUGAGAUCUCCUACAGAGAAAUCAUUAAAAACAGUUCCAAUGAUGAAACCAGCACAGCUAAGCAGAUUGAGAAAGACCUGUUACGGACGAUGCCAACCAAUGCUUGUUUCAGUAGUAUGACCAGUGUUGGAGUGCCAAGGCUGCGACGGGUACUGAGAGGCCUAGCCUGGCUCUACCCAGACAUUGGGUACUGCCAGGGCACUGGCAUGGUGGUUUCCUGCCUGCUGCUCUUUCUUGAGGAGGAGGAUGUGCUAUGGAUGAUGUGCGCCCUGAUUGAAGACCUCCUUCCUCCAUCCUACUUCUCCUCCACUCUGCUGGGCGUCCAAACAGACCAGAGAGUCCUCCGCCAGCUCAUAGUUCAGUACCUGCCGGCCCUCGACCGUCUUCUGCAGGAGCAUGACAUCGAGUUGUCGCUGAUCACACUGCAUUGGUUCCUUACAUCAUUUGCCAGUGUGGUGGACAUUCGUCUGCUCCUCAGGAUCUGGGACCUGCUCUUCUAUCAGGGCUCAUUGGUGCUCUUCCAGGUCACACUGGGCAUGCUCAAGAUCAAGGAGGAGGAGCUCGUAUCAUCAGAGAACUCUGCAUCCAUUUUUAAUACGCUGUCGGACUUGCCAAGCCAGCUAAGAGAUGGCCCUGCAGUUCUUGGCGAGGCUAUGAGGCUAGCAGGGACACUAUCCCAGGAAACACUGGAGGCCCACAGGCACAAGCACCUAGCCUACAUCCUCAAUGAACAGGCACAGCUCAACAAUGGGAACAACACAACGCUCAACACCAACCUCAACAAGGUGCAGAGGAGACAGUCCCUGCGCAGGAAGUCCACCCUGAGCUCCCUGCUGUUUGGGGAGGAUGAGGCAGAGGCCCUGAAAUCCAAGAACAUUAAGCAGACAGAGUUGGUGGCAGCUCUGCGUGAGGCCAUCACCCGUACUGCAGAGCACUUCCACUGUCUGGACCCACGUCACUCUAGCACUGACCUGACUCCUGACUACUCCAUGGAGAGCCACCAGCGAGAUCAUGAAAACUUUCUAGUGGUGUCUCGCAACCGACGGAGACGGGCAAAGGCUUUGCUGGACUUUGAGCGACAUGAUGACGAUGAACUGGGCUUCAGGAAGAAUGACAUCAUCACUAUUGUCUCACAGAAAGAUGAACACUGUUGGGUUGGGGAGCUCAAUGGCCUUAGAGGUUGGUUUCCAGCAAAGUUUGUGGAGAUCCUAGAUGAAAGAAGCAAAGAGUACUCCUUAGCGGGUGAUGACUCUGUGACGGAGGCAGUGACAGACCUGGCCAGGGGCACCCUGUGUCCGGCCCUAAAGGCCAUCUUUCAGCACGGUCUCAAGAAGCCAUCUAUACUGGGAGGGCCUUGUCAUCCCUGGUUAUUCAUAGAAGAGGCGGCCAGUAGAGAGGUAGAGAGGGACUUUAACUCUGUCUACUCCAGACUGGUGCUGUGUAAAACUUACAGGUUAGAUGAAGAUGGGAAAGUACUAACACCAGAGGAGCUGUUAUACAGAGCAGUGCAGUCAGUCAACAUGAGCCACGACACCGCACACGCCCAGAUGGAUGUCAAGUUUAGGUCUCUCGUCUGCGUCGGCCUAAAUGAGCAGGUGCUACAUCUAUGGUUGGAGGUGUUGUGCUCCAGCAUGGCAGCUGUAGAGAAAUGGUAUCAUCCAUGGUCUUUCCUUCGCAGCCCUGGAUGGGUACAGAUCAAGUGCGAGCUUAGGGUCCUAUCAAAGUUUGCCUUCAGCCUCUCCCAAGACUGUGAGCUACCUGACAAGAAAGAGGAAAAGGAGCAGAGGCCGCUGAAAGAGGGAGUGCAGGAUAUGUUGGUGAAACAUCAUCUCUUCAGUUGGGACAUUGAUGGCUAGAGACACAGCAGAACACAGCUGAAUCCUCCCCUGUCCUGGUGUCUGUAUAUAUUUGAUGUCUCUUUACCUGUUGCUCACAGACUGUCACUUAUAAACUAGACACCGUCGUCUGCUACAGUAAGUGACCACUUCAGACUCCGUCACGUCACCUUUCAGCAGUGGACAGUGGACCAGUUUGUAUGUGGUGAAGCAUGUAUGCAUUAAAGUGCAUACUUUAUUUUAAUUUCAGACCCAGCGUAGGAGGUUGCACUAUAUGGUAAACUAUAGUAAAACACUGUUGUACAGAAUAUUCUGUAGCUAUGGGACUGGAACACUUGGUGCAUCUUAACACUAAGUAUUUGUGUACUUACUGUUCUGGCCUUUCAGCUUUCCAUGGCUAACUGUGGGCAUAUUAUGUGCAGGAGUGAGAAAUCCGCUCUCCUGCAUCAGUUGUGUGUUUAUAAAACACGGCUGCAGAUCAUUACCACAACACUGGUAUGAAGGUAUUGUUGGUGUUGAGCACCUCUAACAGUGGAAUUUGUAGUUGUGUACAGUGAUUGUGUAUGCAUAUUGUAAAAUUUAAGUCACAUACUCAGAGUUGUGUACUUGUAGAUUUUUUCCCCCCACAAAUACAACACAACACUUACACAUUCACAAAUUAAUUAAUUACAGGUGCACAAAUCCUAUUUUACAAGUCACAGAUUAAAAAACUGAAAUGCUCACAUUUUUUCUCCUAUUGUUGUUGUAUAUUUGGUGCAAAAUUUGUGGGACAAAAGCCCCUCUCCUCUUAUUGGCUGUGGGAUCAGUCAAUCUCAUAUCAGCACCCGCCUUUUGCUCCAAAGACUGAAUGCACAGAUCAUUCUGCACCACAGACCUCAGUGGAGGGGUGAUUUGUGAUUUUUUUUGUAAGAAAUAAUUUCACAUACAUUGAACAUUUAUUGCACAAGUUCACAUUCAGAUUUGCACAUAUUCAAAUUUUGUCCACAACUUCACAUUGUUUGGGGCAGUGUUAGAGGUGCUCAAAUCUUUUGCACCAAUAAUAUCUUCAUACACUGGGCCAUUAACAUGGUCCUAAAUUCCACAUUAUCCUUUAAAUUCCCCAAAAUUAACCAAAUCGGAACAUUCCUCAACACGGAGCUGUAAAGUUACAAACUAUUUUUUGAGAGGAAUGCUACUUACCUCAAUAUCAUGAAUUCCACAAAAUAUCUCCAAUAUUAAUGUUGCACAUGCCGAGUAAAGCCUUUUCCAAUUGUAAUACAAGAUUAUGUGUAUGUAUGCUACCUUAACAAUGGUAGUCCAGCCUGCAUUGUAUAACAUAAUGUAAAUGAAGCAGAUAAAUACUGUUUGUGUUACAAUAUAUGGUAAAUAAAUGUUACAUAUGAUUUGGAAUGUCUUUGUAUAUAAAGUAAACGCUUACUUUGCUUGUGACUAAAUGUGCCCUUGCAUGUUAAAGUGAAUUAAGAGCUAUGAUCAGGCCCCCAAAAAAUCAGGACUAACGCUACUUGAACCUGCAUAGUUUCUGUCUAAGUCCUGCCCUAGACCAAUUACAACAGCAGCUUUGAGACCCCAGAUGGAUUGUAAAGCUAUACUUCUACUGUAAAAAAAAGUUUUAAAAAAUGGAGAGAAAUUUGCACAAACUUGGGUCAAAUUUUUAGAAAUUACGACCAGGCUAGUCGGGUCUGGCACAGAGUCAAAGCUCAAAAAACGAUUCGACAAACAUACUGAUUUCAAAACUGACCUUAAAUUCCGACAUAAAGCAGUCUUUAACAGUAGACUCCAGAAGGAUGAUACUAAUAGCAAAGUUUUUUUUUUUAAGUACUUCAUUAAAUGUAAUUUUCCCAUGUGCAGAAUAUGCAAUCAACUUUGUUUUUCAUCAUCAGAGUCAUUGAAGCCUGUGUAAAUGAAACUGUAUUUUGAUUGUAAGUUUUUGACAAUAUAUCAAUCAUAGGAAAUAUUUAUUUUAUAAUAAUCUGCUGUCUACUAAAAGACAAUCAAGCCAAUGGUUGCCACUUUCCAUCUAUAACAUGCUGAACUGAUAAAACUACAUAAAACGUAAACCUAAAUGAGUUGCAGCAUAU